AUGAAGAGAAACGAGGCGCUUCUGGCAUCACCGAGCUUGCAGAUCAAGCUGAGUGGAGCCAUUCCCGCCAGCUUCCCUGUCCCCGGUCUCCGUCUCCUAGGUGGUGGGAAAUUCAACGAGGUGGCGGCUAAGAUGCCAGCACCAGACCCACGUGGGAUCGGCUUCCUGGGCUGUGGAAUCGCCACCAUCAGCAUCGAGGCACGGGUCUCCUUGCUCUGCCCCUGGGAGGCUGGGGCCCCGGGAGGCCCCGUCCUUGGAGGCCCCGUCCUUGGAGGCCCCGCCCUGGGAGGCCCCGCCCUUGGAUGCCCCGCCCCCAGUAGCCCCGCCCCCAGUAGCCCCGCCCCUGAGAGGUCCGGCCCCGGGAGGCCCCGCCCCCGGGAGGCCCCGCCCUUCGGAGGCUCCGGCCCCGGUGGCUCCCGGGGCGCGAGUCGCUGGGAGAGGCUGGACCGCGCCCGCGUGUGCGGAGCGCCCGUCAGGUUCUCGGCCUGCACGGAUCGCCAACAAAAGAAACGGCGUCGGCCCCGGGGCGGCCUGGGUCCCGCCUAUUGGUUCCCCACACCCGCGGUCUGCUUCUGUUCCGAGUCUGGGGGCUUCUACGCGGACCUGUGUGGACGGUGUUCUGUUUCCACCCCUGCGGGCCCGUGUGUGAACCCCCCCCUCCCCGGCUCAGAGGACCUGGGGGAGAGGAGACCCUCACCCCUUCACCAUCUGGGGAAGCGCCAGCAGUCGGGGUCUUGUCCCUGA
Messenger RNA from Rangifer tarandus platyrhynchus (Svalbard reindeer), 744 nucleotides. NCBI's taxonomy places the organism in Eukaryota, Metazoa, Chordata, Mammalia, Artiodactyla, Cervidae. The record is from the annotation of a GenBank genome assembly.